AUGUACCCAUCAGGAAGCUCAACCGUUAUACUAGGCUGUCGCUCACUGUUGCGGAGCGCCCCCAAUUUAUAUGCCAGAAGAUGCACAAGUACAAUAUCACCGGUUUCAAAAGCUGGUAUCAAAACAACAUCGGAAAAAAGUUUUAGCGUGUUUCCUCGUAUUGAAGAUGUGAAUCCGGUUGAUAUUGUUGGACACAAGUCGUUCGGCUUCGGUACCUAUUUCGUGAGAAGAAGCGUAACAGGAAACUUACCUGUUUAUACAGAUUUCAAAGCAGGAGGCAAUAAAAUGGUGACUGAAAUAAGAAAGAUUGACGGUGACAUUAUUCAACUGAGGAAUGAUAUGCAGCUUGAUCUACCGCAUAUACCAAAGGAUUCCUGGAAAGUGGUCAUGCAAUCCAAGAAAAUUGUAGUCAAAGGUGAUUUCGUUCGUGAUCUCAAGAGGGUGCUGCAAAAGAAGUUUUGA
This is a messenger RNA of Zygotorulaspora mrakii, 462 nucleotides long. It is a transcript of the gene IMG2, whose product is annotated as mitochondrial 54S ribosomal protein mL49. Lineage: Eukaryota; Fungi; Ascomycota; Saccharomycetes; Saccharomycetales; Saccharomycetaceae. Gene Ontology annotation, biological process: translation. The record is from RefSeq and is a predicted model, not a curated record. The coding region runs from base 1 to 462 and encodes 153 amino acids. Gene Ontology annotation, cellular component: ribosome; mitochondrial large ribosomal subunit. Gene Ontology annotation, molecular function: structural constituent of ribosome. The transcript has a single exon.